CAACACAGCUGAAGUCAUAGCGAACAUUCUUGGUCCUCAACCGGUUCUCGCAGUAGCAGGCAACGCAACAAGUGUUGCAGCUGUGGUAUGAACCGGAACAUGACUCUACUAACACAGUUUAGUACUGGAAGAUAGCGGGAGUAAGUGCAAGAGUGACCGUGGAGACUGCUGCAGACGGUCGGUUGACCAGGAGAGCAGCUCAGAUACUCGACGUGACAAACUGAAGCAGAUCAUGAAGCUGUCUCUGUGGAAGAACAAAGCCGAUGAGUGCAAUGAAGUCGUGAGAGGAGACGACGCGUUGGUGUUGUUUGACGAGAACUGCUGCUUGAGAAUCAGAGCGUUAAGAUCAUCGCGUGAAUUUCUCUCGCUUAUUCCCUUUAUUAGUGGAUUGCCAAGACAAGGUGUCGCUGUCUAUGAAGAUGAAGCUUAUGCACCAUCUCGAAUCCCUAUCACUUUCCAAAGCGACGAAACUACUGGUGACUUCAACUAGCAACUUCAAAUAGGUGACCGGUCGUCUGACUCCCCAUUGAAAGAGAACCGUUCCUCUGCUCGGCUGUUUCGGUUCGAAGGAAACCAUCGCGUCGAGCUACCUGACACCUCGUCAGUUUAGAGUAGCCCGAGAGUAUGGCAGCUGCAGAAGCCUUGCUGGCCUAUGAGCCCUUGCAACAGCUCCAACACGAGAACUACCUCUUGCGCGAAGAGAAUCGGCGACUUCACAGUGAGGUUCGAGAGCUGCUGCGAUGGAAAGAGAAGGCUAUAGCUCACAUGGCUGCGAUGGCGCCUGCUCGUCGGCGUGCUGCACGUGAGGUUGAGCAUGCAAAACAACUUCAACAGCAACUUCGCACCGUUGAAACUUCACUGAAAUCCCGAGGCGCGCUUGAGCUAGCUACAACGGAGUUGGAGACAGAACGUGAGGCUCUUCAGCAUCGUAUCGAGGUGCUCAAGCGUGAGAAUGGUGCGCUGAAGCUUCAUAGCGAGCGCAGUAAUCGCCGAGCUGACGAAGCUGAAGCGCAACUCGCAGCCAUGGGAGAGUCAUUUCGUCUUCACCUUGAGCGGCUUGUAGCAAUGCGAGAAAGUCUUGAUGAGAGUGGGGAUGGCAAGAGCAAAAGCAAUAAGGAGAAUUCAACAGAGACUACGAAGAGCAAGGAAAACAACCCAAGCAACAGUCCUAGCACUACCAUUGGUAAUCAGGACCCUGGGAAGCCAGAAACUGAAGCGGACGAUGCAGAUUCAUCGUCCUCAGACUCGUUGGGCUCUGCUGCUUUAGUGAUGGGACUGGACGCAGUGGCGUCCAAGUGUCUAUCGUGGCUCCAGCAGCAUUUGGCACAAUCAUUCGCACAACAACAGCAGAAGGCUUCACAUUACGAAGCUCAGUACGAAGAGAUGAAGCGAUUAAAGGAGCAAGUGCAGGCUGCCGGUCGUAUACCGGAAGAGUUAGCUGAACAGCAUGCCAAACAGGCUCGUGAACUGAUAGAGCUACGCGACGCUCACGAACAACUGCAGCAACGAGUAGCUGAUGCAGACAACAUGGUGAUUGUGCAGCAACAACGUCGAGAGGACAUGGUAACGCGGUUGCGUCUCGUUGCAGGCGAGGUGCGUCAGUACUUGAGACUCGUGCGAGGCGAAAUUAAGCGCAAGUUUGGCUAUCUACCAGAGGCUAUCGCCCAUGCUGAGAGCUGGGCGAGGAUCGCUGAAGCGCUGGAACUGUUGCUGUGUCAGAGUUCAGAUCGGUGCACUGCUCAAGCUCGCAGGAAGGCCAAAUGAAUGAAAGAUACCAUGUUGAAGUUGCCAUAUCUGCACUACUACAUUAUCUCACUAAUUUAUGGCUAUGGCUGUGCUCACGAUUAGGCCGAUGGACGCUGUCGCUUC
Molecule: messenger RNA, 1869 nt
Organism: Phytophthora nicotianae INRA-310
Lineage: Eukaryota; Oomycota; Peronosporomycetes; Peronosporales; Peronosporaceae
Exons: 1
Coding region: 625-1764 (379 amino acids)
Source: RefSeq, a predicted model, not a curated record